CGGAAGUGACGUGAUUCUGCGACCUACAUCGUAAAAUCGCGCGGUCAGAAGCGCACAGUUUUCAAUGACUAUAUAGUGUACUUUAGAUUACGAAUAAUCAAAGAAGGUCAGACGAUGACUGAGUUCAAGAGAGCCUUCUCACUGGUGUGGGACCAUUUUACUCUAGUGACACCCAAUAAGGUCCAGUGCUCCCUCUGUUCACAACGGCUGAGCUUCAACAAAAACACCUCAGCCAUGUUAAGGCACCUACGAUCAAGGCACCCAAGCGAGGCUUGGUACAGCAACUCAACAUCUGGUGCCCACUCAAGCACAAGCAACUCAACAUCUGGAGUCCACUCAACGUUCUCUAACUCAAUAAUUAGUAGUGCUGGAGUCCACUCAUCGUUCUCUGGUACUUCAGGACUAAACUCAAUAUUUACAAACAGUGCUGCUGCUGGACACCACAUCCAAGUCAGGACCACCAGACAAGAGGACCUGGAUGAUGCCCUAGUCAACAUGUUGGUUAAAGACACCCAGCCAUUUUCAGUAGUCGAGGAAGAGGGAUUCGCUGCUUUUGUCCAAAAGCUUGACCCAAGCUACAAUCUUCCAAACAAGCAAGCACUGAAGAAAAUGGUGGGGUCACGGUGUGAAUUCAUCAAUGAUAAUGUUGUAUCUCAGAUGGUAAUUUCUGACUUUGUCAGCCUGACUUCGGACAUGUGGACAUCUAUAGACAAGCACAGUUACAUUUCAGUGACAGGGCAUUUGGUAGCAGAAAAUGCCCAGUUAUCCACUUUCCUCCUUGGGAUUUCUAAGCUGCCUGAAAACCACAAAGUGAUCCACAUUGAGGAGGCCAAAAACCAACUGGUGGCGAGCUGGGGCCUCCACAGCAGGGUCGCCGCAUUUGUCACAGAGACCAGCGACAACAUGGUAGCCACGGUUCAGAAACUAGGAAUCCUCCAGUUGCCCUCUUUUGCACACGUCCUGAACCUUGUGAUUAAGAGGUCCAUGGAGGCUACUUUGGAGCUGCAGGACAUCCGCUCCCAAGCGCGGGCUAUCGUGGGUUUCUUCAAGUCCAAUCAGAACGCAGAGAUGAGGUUAGCCGAGGUGCAGGGCCAGCUAGGCAGGCCAGAGCAGAAGCUGAUCCAGGAGGUGGACUCGAGGUGGAACAGUAGCUUUUCUAUGCUGGAACGUGUCUUUGACCAGAGGGAGUCUGUGGCGGCUGCUCUCAGCACCCUGGACACGGACAUCAUCCCUCUGGGAUCUGCUGAUUACGAGGUCAUCCAUCAGUGUCUCGGAGUGCUGGGUUCCUUCAACCAGGCCACAGCCGAGCUCGCCUCAGAGAAACGUGUCUCGGCCUCCAAGGUCAUUCCUCUUGUCCGGAUGCUAAAGAUAACCCUUGAGAAGAAGCACGGUGCCAUCAUACACCCUACGGCUACACAGCUGGUGUCUAACCUACAGAGGGAGCUUCAGACGAGCUGCAGCAUGGUGGAGACCGAGCCAAUCUUAGCUCUCUCUGCUCUCCUAGACCCGCGCUUCAAAAUGUUGGCCUUCGGGAACCAAGGCUACGCUCAGGAGGCGGUGAAGCUCCUCACCUCCGAGUGCGCAUCGUUAAUCCGGAUAAAUCCGGACAAGGACGACACUCUGCCGCCGUCCACCACCGGGUCGACAACGCCCUCCCCGACAUCACCCCACACCACCUCCCGGGCAAUGGAAACCGCCUCCGUCUCCAUGGCAACAUCUCUGUCUAAGUCCCACGAUGGGGGUCUGUGGGAGAUGUUUGACAGUAAAGUGGGCGAGACACAGAGCGUUCAGAGCAGCACGGCGGACGCAGCGGUGGAGGUACAACACUACCUCAGUGACCCGUACCUGAACCGAGUGGAGAAUCCCAUGCACUACUGGGAGAAGCACUCCAAGGUGUACCCGCACCUGUUCCAGCUGGCUCGGAAAUACCUCAGCGUUCCCGCCUCAUCUGUGCCAUGCGAGCGCAUAUUCACCAAAGCUGGAGAUGUGUUCAAUAAAAAGAGGAGUUGCCUCAGUAUGAAGGCUGCUGAGCAGAUAAUGCUGUUGAAUAAAGGUCUAGUAUAGCACAAGCAGCAUACUACCCACAGUGCUUCUCAUGCUUUUUGGGCUGUAUGUAACAUAGGACUGUUAAAUGUACAAAGUGAAUUGUAAUGUAUUUUUCCUUGUUUGUGUAUACAGUAUGUUAAAAUAGGCUUAUGAAAAGAGAAGGGGUCUAAUACAUUUUGAACAUUUGUCUGGAGGACAUUAGCCACUAGAGGGCAGUGCUGCACUGCCUAACUGAACCUGGCACACGGGUGUAUAUUUAUGGCUAUCAAGAACAUUUUAUUUAUUACUGGGUGGACUGAAUUCAACAUUGCCUAUACACUACUAUAAGUGUUACAAAAUAUAUAUUUUAAAACUUACAAAUCACUGAAUACUAUUUUACAUUGUCAUGUAAUCGUGAUGGUUGUUGUGCAAUUGAUGUUAUUUCACAUUCAUAUCACCACUUAUGGAGUUCCCUCUGGAUGCUUUUUGAUUGGUCAAAAUAAAGUAAAGAUAAUAUUAUUUCACUUCUGAUGGUUUAUCCAAUCCAUAUUGAUUCAGGUGGUGAUGAUGCUGAAUGGCAUUUACAUUGGCGGUACCAUAGUGAUGUAUACAAGUCAGACAAGGAAGUCUGUAGCUGGUAUACGACUUACAAUUGCCAUUUUACACCUUUUCAAUGUUUAUGACUUAUAAAGGGCAAUGUGCGUUUGAAUAGGUUAAUGUUUGAAAAUUAUGGGGAGAAAUUGCUCGGAGGCAUUCCCCAGUUUGAAAUAGCAAAAGGUGAAUAAAUGAAGUGGUUGCCAAGGAGUCCUUUUGAAGUGAGAACAACAGUUGGUGAGUCAGUCAUUAAAAAGUAAAGAGCACACAUUAAUACUGCAUUUUCAAUUGACUCUUAAAACGAUACAUCUUCCACAGACCUUUACUGUAAUAUGUAAGCUAAAUGGGAAGGCCAUUGUAAAAUGUGUACAAGAAUACUUGAUAUUUGUCAGUGACAAUAGCAUUUUGGUUGGGGUGAUUACAUUUUUACUAUGAAAAAAAUCAUGGAAGACUGCUCUGAAUCCUGUAGAGCUUCUGCCUUUCAGUCUUAUCAGAGAUGCUUCUUGGCUUGUUUAGUUUUUGCCAAUGGUGUGCCUGAUAUCGAUGCAGCAAAAGCUUGUUAUUCUGCCCAUUUUUAGGUUAUCUACCUAACACCAAGUUUUUGUGUAUUGAAAUUAGCUCUAUUUUGAGCUAAAUUUAUUGAAGGCUUUUUUACUUCGACUGAGAAGAAGUACACAGUUUUCCAAUGAGGCAAGGCCAUUAAACAUCAGCAUAUUGCUGCUUUGGACCAACAAUGAGUAGAUUACAGUCAGUUGCACGGUGGUGAUUUCAACUAAUGGAGCAUGUCCUUAUGUUUGUAUGUGAACACAAAUAAUUCAAUUGCCAAUGAGAGCUUUUGAAAGUCUUCAUGAAAUGUGAAAAUAAAAAAUAUGAAACGUGUAGUGCAACCACAAAUAAAGGCAAACUGAAGUCUCUAUUAGUUUUUUGUUUCUUCAUUUACAUGUAUUUAUUUUGUCUUGAUUUUACUGUAUUUUUCACUGAUGAUUGGCUUUACUUUUAUAUGCAAUUACCAUACACUUUUUUACUCUGUUUAUUGACAAUUACCUUGGCACCAUCAUAAUUUGAGUUAAUGAUGUAGCGAGAAAAGCUUUCGUAAAUUGUAUCAGUAUGUAUUAGCGUUUAUUGUACACUUGCUUGAUGUUGGAGACCAAUGUAGUAGAGUAGUGUUUGUGGAGUAGCGCAACGUGUAUGAUUAGCUAAGUUUGUUAGCUCUACAAGUUGACUAAUACAAUAGUUUUAACAUCAAAAUCCCUCUUUAUCAUCUAAACAUGCACCCAGGGGGGGCCCAAGGUCCGAGUUUGGGAUACCCUGGUAUAGGGUACAAGUUAAAUGUUACGCAUAUCUUUCUGGUAAAAAUGAAAGCAACUAUUGGGAAAUAGAAGUGUCUGAAUGAUGAUGAUGAAUGCCCCCUUAACAUCAGUUAUCGAAUGACAGGUGU
Molecule: messenger RNA, 4057 nt
Organism: Coregonus clupeaformis (lake whitefish)
Lineage: Eukaryota; Metazoa; Chordata; Actinopteri; Salmoniformes; Salmonidae
Product: zinc finger BED domain-containing protein 4-like
Exons: 3
Coding region: 115-2064 (649 amino acids)
Molecular function (GO): protein dimerization activity; DNA binding
Source: RefSeq, a predicted model, not a curated record